This is a messenger RNA of Epithele typhae, 1848 nucleotides long. RefSeq names its product DNase I-like protein. The coding region runs from base 1 to 1848 and encodes 615 amino acids. The transcript has 8 exons. Gene Ontology annotation, molecular function: catalytic activity. The record is from RefSeq and is a predicted model, not a curated record. Lineage: Eukaryota; Fungi; Basidiomycota; Agaricomycetes; Polyporales; Epitheliaceae.
AUGUUGGGGGCCGCUCUCGCGGCGCUGUACCAGCUCGCGUGCGCCGCGUCUAUCGCGGACAUUCAAGGCAACGCAUUCGUCUCGCCUCUCAAAGGGCAGACGGUCGAGAACGUCACGGGUAUCGUGACCGUUAAAACAACCAGUGGCUUCUGGGUCCAAGGUGAGCCGUCCAAGGACAUCCGCGUCUCGAGCGGCCUCCUCGUCUACACCACCUCCAAGACGAUCCUCGCCUCCGUCACCCCUGGGGACAUGAUCUCCGUCUCCGGCACGGUGACGGAGUACCGCUCGUCCUCGAACCCAACCUACCUCUACGCCACGGAGCUCGGCUCGCCCAAGAACAUCACCGUCCUCGCCCAAAACAACACCGUCGCCGCGCUCGUCCUCGGGGGGCGCAAGGGGCGCGCACCGCCCACUCAGCUCAUGUCGGCGCUCGACGCAGGCCACGACGGCUGGCUUGCGGUGCCCAACAACCAGAGCCUCGUCUCCGUCGCGGACAACACGCUCCAGCCGAAGCGGUACGGGCUGGACUUCUGGGCGAGCUUGGACGGGCAGCUCGUCACGAUCAAGAGCCCGGUCGCGAACGGGUUCCAGAACAGCUAUGGCGAGUUCUGGGUCCACGGCGACUGGCCGCUCACGGGCGAGAACAGCAGGGGCGGGCUGUCGAUCACGUUUGGCCCGAAGGGCAUCCCUGACGCGAACCCGGAGUCGGUCAUCGUCGGAUCUCCUGCUGACGGCACCAAGCUGCCGAAGCCAGCUAUGGGGAUGCAAUUCGAAGACAUUACCGGUGUCAUUACCUACCAGUUCGGCUUCUGGUACAUAGUACCGUUGACCACCCCUGUGAUGACCGUGGCUCCGAGCUCAGUCAUCCCUCAGUCCAAGAUCGUGCCCAAGCACGACAAGUGCACCUUCACCUUCGGCGACUACAACGUACGCCCCCAGCGCUCCUCGCACAUGGGCGCGGUCGCCAACCACAUCGCCAACUUCCUCCACACGCCCGACAUGAUGUUCGUGCAGGAGAUCCAGGACAACUCGGGCAGCUCCGACGACGGCACCGUCAUUGCCAACGUCACGCUCACGAACCUCGUCGCCGCGAUCGCGAGCGCGGGGAACGCGACGGCGCCGUACGCCUUCGUCGAGAUCGCGCCCGAGAACGACAUGGACGGCGGCCAGCCGGGCGGGAACAUCCGCACCGCGUACCUCUACGACAGCGCGAAGUUCAGCCUCGUUCAGGGUUCCCCCGCGGGCGGCGCGCUCGACGCGACGGCGCCGGUGCUGGACGCGGACGGCAAGCUCUCCCUCACGUACAACCCGGGGCGCAUCGACCCGACGAACGCGGCCUGGGACGCGUCGCGCAAGCCGCUCGUCGCGGUCUGGGAGACCCCGUCCGGCGCGCGCGUGCUCACGAUCAACCUCCACCUCACCUCCAAGGGCGGCAGCUCGUCCUCGCAGGGCGACGCCCGCCCGCCGCUCAACGGCGGCGUCGAGCAGCGCGUGGCUCAAGUCCAGGUCGUCGCCGACUUCGUCAAAUCCGUGCUCGCGCUCGACCCGCGCGCGAACGUCGUCGUCGCCGGGGACUGCAACGAGUACGCGCAGACGCGCGCGGUGUUCGCGCCGCUCGCGGGGCUGCUCGUCGAGCUCGACGCCGCGGCGGGCGUGCCCCCCGCGGAGCGCUACACGUACGUGUACGACCAGAACGCGCAGCAGCUCGACCACGCCUUCGUCUCCCCCGCGCUCGCCGCCCGCGGGGGCCUGCGCGUCGAGCACGUGCACGUGAACUCGUGGGCCGCGACGGAGAGCGCGCGGGCGAGCGACCACGACCCGAGUGUGGGGCGGGUACGGAUUUGCUGA